UGCAACUUAAUAGGUAGACGAUUGUAGGCUACUACGUAGAAUUUGAUCAUUUGUCUCUACAGCUGGUGGCUGUUGUGUUCUGUCCAGAAACGGUCUCUUUAAAGAACAAUCCGCAAACAUGGGAGAGUGGGGAUUCCUGUCAUCACUGCUGGACAAGGUGCAGUCACACUCCACGGUCGUGGGUAAAGUUUGGAUGACCGUCCUGUUUAUCUUUAGGAUCAUGGUCCUGGGUGCCGGGGCAGAGAAGGUGUGGAGCGAUGAGCAGUCUAAUAUGAUAUGCAAUACCAAACAGCCCGGCUGUAAGAACGUGUGCUACGACCACGCCUUCCCCAUCUCCCACAUCCGCUUCUGGGUCCUUCAGAUCAUCUUCAUCUCCACCCCAACGUUGGUGUAUCUGGGACAUGUCAUGCACGUCAUCCACAAGGAGAACAAACUGAGGCAACGGCUAAGUCAGGCAGGCAAUGAGAUGGGGAAAAUGCCUAAGUAUUCUGAUGAGAAGGGUCAUGUCAAAAUCAAAGGUGACUUGCUGGCCAGUUACAUGGUCAAUAUCUUCUUCAGGAUUUUGCUGGAGAUAGCAUUUAUAGUGGGUCAAUAUUACUUGUAUGGGUUUGUGCUGGACCCCAAGAUUGAAUGCAGCAGAGCUCCCUGUCCGUUCACUGUAGAAUGCUUCAUGUCACGACCAACAGAGAAGACCAUCUUCAUCAUCUUCAUGCUGGUGGUGGCGUGCGCAUCUCUGCUGCUGAAUGUGGUGGAGAUAUUCUAUCUGAUCUGCUCCAAGUGUGGUUCUGGCUCAAGAAGACGAGCCAAAGCAGUUCCAGCCAUCGCAAUCCACAGCUGUCUGGAUGGAGGCAGUAUGAUGCAGAACGAGAAGAUGAGUCUUCAUGCAACUGGUCACAGCACAGCCUGAAGUCACUGAUCACCAAUCAACUAUUGUAAACACUAUUGACAUUUCUGUUGAUAUACAGAGGAAGAAUGCCACUGAAACUGUCAGCCCUACAAUAAUGCAGGGUCUUAAAGGCCCAGUAAAGUCAAAAAUUGGAUUUACCUGUGUUUUAUACUGUAUGUAUUUUCACAUUAUGAGGUUUGACUAAUGCAGUGAACUUGUGAGAAUGAUGAUAAUGCCCUUUCAUUGUAAGAGCUGUUUGAAAUGGCUGCCUGAAAUUGGAGUUUGGAUGGAGUUUUGACCUUCCACAGUGACAUCACCAUGCGGUAAUUAGUUAAAUAGACCAAUAAGAAAGAGAGUUCCAAACGUCGCUGACAAUAACAGCU
Molecule: messenger RNA, 1269 nt
Organism: Salvelinus sp. IW2-2015
Lineage: Eukaryota; Metazoa; Chordata; Actinopteri; Salmoniformes; Salmonidae
Product: gap junction Cx32.2 protein
Biological process (GO): cell-cell signaling
Cellular component (GO): connexin complex
Molecular function (GO): gap junction channel activity
Source: RefSeq, a predicted model, not a curated record